This is a messenger RNA of Dalotia coriaria, 1971 nucleotides long. RefSeq names its product odorant receptor 4-like. Gene Ontology annotation, biological process: detection of chemical stimulus involved in sensory perception of smell; sensory perception of smell. The coding region runs from base 194 to 1234 and encodes 346 amino acids. NCBI's taxonomy places the organism in Eukaryota, Metazoa, Arthropoda, Insecta, Coleoptera, Staphylinidae. Gene Ontology annotation, molecular function: olfactory receptor activity; odorant binding. Gene Ontology annotation, cellular component: plasma membrane. The transcript is spliced from 5 exons. The record is from RefSeq and is a predicted model, not a curated record.
UAAAGCCAAAUAUCAACUUUAUAAACCGAUAAAAUUAUCAAUAGACUUUGUGAUACAUUGUAGACAUGACUUAGCAAAGAAAAGUCUCCUCUUACCCAAAAUAAUCCUUCAAGGAUUAUGUGUUUGGCCUGAUGAUUCCAGAACGGCUCUCAAAAAAUGGACAAUUAUUGCAGUUCUCAUAAGUUUGGGUAUAAUGGAGGUCGGACAUGUAAUAUACAUCAUACUGAAUAUCACAAACAUAUCCAAAAUGGCGUCAGCCUGUACCACUGCAUCUACCACUAUUGAGACAAUGGCAAAACUAGCAACCAUGCUAUUCUAUCGAGAUCCUCUAAAUCGUAUCCUGGUAAUAAUCUGGCACCACUUCUGGCCUGCAAAUAUUGCAUCAAAACAACGCCAAGAAGAAAUACGUUCACGCAGCAACUAUGUCACAAUGGUUGUAUGCACAUUCCUCACAAUGGCGUUUGUUUCCUGCGCUCAGUUCAUGGCAUUUCCUUUAGUUUCAACAUCGACUAAACAACUACCACUUCAAUCUUGGUAUCCAUUUGACACUCAUGUCAGUCCCAUUUAUGAGAUGAUGUACAUUUGGCAAUGGUUCAUGAACCAAGUGGUCAUUUGUGUCUUAAGCGGCUUUGAUGCGUUCUUCAACUCAAUUGUCAUGAUCUGCGCGUGUCAGUUUCAGAUUUUGCAGGAUGUUUUAGAAACAAUGUGUGAUAAAACAAAAGGUAAAAAGUGGAAAGAGUUCUUUAAGAAUAAGAAAAGCAUUACAAAUCACAUUGAUGAAUUUAAUAUUAUGAUUGAAUGUGUUGAACAUCAUUUACGGCUUAUUAGGCUGUGUAAAUUAAUCGAGACAACUUUUCGACAUAUUGUGUUUCUGCAGUUUGUUUUCAGCACGUUGGCAAUCUGCGUUUCAUGCGUUGCGUUAAUUGCAGAUCCAUCGUUGUUCCAACACAUGUUUAGCUACUGCGUUGCUCAUCUGCUGCAGUUCUUUAUUUACUGCUCCGUUGGAAAUGAGCUAACUUAUCAGAGUGGAAUGGUAGCUGAUGCAAUCUACAAUUGUGACUGGGAGACUACCGUUGAUUCCAACUUUCGAAUGGGAAUCGUAAUGAUCCUUCAACGGGCUCAAAGACCUGAAGCACUCACAGUUGCUGGAUUGAUGCAGCUAAGUUUUGCGAAUUUUGUUGCUACUGUGCAGCUCUCUUUCUCGUUUUACACACUGUUGAAUUCAUUCGUUUAAUGACGCCGUUUGAAAUUCAGGUUUUAUUAUGUUGGCUAGGCGUCAUCUCUAUAUUUUUGAAUUUAUAUUUAAAACGAAAAGCUUACGCAAUUGCAGUUAAUUUGUUUAUGUUACAUGUAAAUAUAUAGGUGUAGGUGUCUAUUAUUCAUACUUUCACGCUCCAAUCACUUUGCAAACUUCGAAAUUCAAUGAUUUUAAAAUAAAUCAGUAAUUUUUUUCAUGGCAUAAGAAGAAUCUAAAACAUAACCUAAUAUUUAAACUUAAUAUUUUAAAUAUUUUUUGUUCUGAACUGUAGGCUUUGUGAGGAGUUGUUUUCGUGCAUUGUAAAAAGCAAUAUUGAAUAUUAGCUGAUGAUUAAUUUGGAUUAUGAUCAACAAACACGCACUAUGACUGCAGCAGAGAUAAUUUCAAUCUAUUAAGUAAUUACAAAUGACUUAUAGCUUUUACGCAUAUUAUGCAUAUGAGAAUAAGUCGCUUCUCAGUACAAAUAUUCAUUCAUCGUGCGUCCGCGCGUGCGUUUACAUUUAGUUAUAGCAAGUUUCUCCGUCAGCUGCGAGUCGAAAACAAGCGUGUGCAAGGUUAGAUAUUGUUAGGUUUACCAACUGAUAAAAAGCCGAAAUUUAAUGCGCCUCAACGUUAUUAUAUCAACAGAUGAAUAAGAUAAUGGCCGAAGUCGACGUAAAAAGUGGUCUGCGAAGUAUCCUACAACGAAUAGAUGCUGCAUGCCAAAAAAGAAA